AUGGAAGUUGUGGGCUGCAAGACAGAGCCAGGUAGUUGCCGAGUCCUGCGCGCCACCACCACCACCGCUGGAGCUGGAGCUGGAGCUGGGGCUGGAGCGGACCACGCCAUGCUUUUCCACGGGAUCUCGGGCGACCACAUCCAGGGCAUCAUGGAGGAGAUGGAGCGGCGGUCCAAGAGCGAGGCGCGGCUCGGGAAGGCCAUGCAGAUCAACGGGAGGGACGCGACUAUGCCCAACAUGAACCCGGAGAAGCCUGCCCUCUGCGCGGGCUGCGGGGGGAAGAUCUCGGACCGGUACUACCUCCUGGCCGUGGAUAAGCAGUGGCACCUCCGCUGCCUCAAGUGCUGCGAAUGUAAACUGGCUCUGGAGUCCGAGCUCACCUGCUUCGCCAAAGAUGGAAGCAUUUACUGCAAAGAGGAUUACUACAGGUAA
Messenger RNA from Knipowitschia caucasica, 432 nucleotides. Lineage: Eukaryota; Metazoa; Chordata; Actinopteri; Gobiiformes; Gobiidae. The record is from the annotation of a GenBank genome assembly.